Scleropages formosus (Asian bonytongue) is the source of this 11796-nucleotide messenger RNA. Its product is annotated as kinesin-like protein KIF1A. NCBI's taxonomy places the organism in Eukaryota, Metazoa, Chordata, Actinopteri, Osteoglossiformes, Osteoglossidae. The transcript has 53 exons. Gene Ontology annotation, molecular function: microtubule motor activity; microtubule binding; ATP binding. Gene Ontology annotation, biological process: microtubule-based movement. The record is from RefSeq and is a predicted model, not a curated record. Bases 2246 to 7936 code for a protein of 1896 amino acids.
AUAUGCAUAGUUUUUGUCCUUAUUACUGUAUUACAUGUAUCAGAUGUGACAUUUUCCAGAUGUAUAUUUACCACUUGUUUCCAGCAGGGGGCGUAUUGACUGCACUUUACAAAGCAGAGGCUCCAUCUUUCAGUUUUUUUUUCCUCCUGGCUCUGGGUUGGAACACAGAGGAUGACGCUCUUUCCACCCACGUGCUACAGCCUCCUCGAUUGCUUCGUCUGCAUCGCCGCAUAACCGACCCAGAUAUUCCGUGUUCGGACCCGAGUCGCCGUGUAAUAGGUCGUGUGACGCAGCAACGAGGCCGCUCCCUGCUUUUGUCCGUUCUCUGUCUGAGCAGCUCAGGCGAGAGGCCGUUUUGAAAAGAGCCCCAGCAGGACCAGGGUUAAUUUAGGCCACCGAUGCGCUGGAGGAGGCGGCUGCCCCGCGCUCUCCGAGGUGGGGGUCGGAGGGUAUGGGUUCGAAUCCCAGGACAGUCGCUCCGGCCCCUGCGUCAUCAGUCCAUCCGGUCUGCGUUCUGGACUCACGCAGUCCGAAUUUUUAUCCCUCCCAGGCAAAUCGAUCACUUCCGAGCUCUUACAGUAAGGAAAAUAGCAAUAACGUGCAUUUAAAUGAAUAGCUUCCCAUCCUUUUCACUGCAAAAUAUGACAAAACUGGUAUUAAAUUUGUGGAACUGUCAUUAUUUCUCCCCUCGGCACAUUACUGAUGGGAAUUGCUGUCCCUCGGUGGCUUCUAUUCUUCGUCCUUCUUUGACCCCGGGAUUAAAAGCAAUAACUUGAGUACGAUUAUGUAUUAAAUGUGGGCGGAGCCAUCGGGGCCGGGAGCCUGCAGCGUGUGAACGGGGUCUACGGUCGAAUGCUGCUCGUGUUUAGCGUGUGUGUACGUGUUGUGUGUGAUUGACCUGUGAUGGACUGGGAUCCUGUCCAUCUGGUCCAUAGCUAUAAGCUCCUGACCACCAAGACCCUGGACUGGACAAGCGGUUACUGAUAAUGGAGAAAAAUUUUAUUUUACUCCUUAACUAAAACUUAGAAGGGUAUUUUUCUGGUGUACUCAGACUGAAUGUCUUCUUUACCACAGAGCUACCAGGUUAUAAACCCAGGUCGUUACCCUGUAAUUAUUAAAAUCUUCCUUACUGUGUGAACGCAGAGACCCCGCGGUCAAGGACUAUGGUUUUCUGUUGUUAUAUUUCUCCCAGGUGCCCCACCCGCCGAAACUUUCUAUAGACACGUCCCCCCGUUCCGAGUAAACCGCACUGACCAUAGAUCCCACCUGCCCUUCUUUUUUUCCCACACAUGCCAUCAUGUCACCAUUCAGUUACCUUUAGGCUCAGGUGCUUUAAAGGGGCGGCUGCUCUGCAUCAAUAUAUAGCUGCACACCUUAAAGGGGCGGCGGCUACAUAUGUUUCCCUACAUGUGUUCUAAUGAUGAAAAGGAGAAUCUCAGAGCAUCAUUGUAUAUUGCCUUUAAAUCUCUGUGUUUCGAUAAAUAUGUUUUUAUUUUUAAUGCACAAAAAUAUUCCCCUCCCCAGGUUCGCUGUCUUCAUUUAUGUUUUAUACCCCGCUGCUGACAGCGCCUUCCUUCAAGUGCCAGGCUGCAUUAAGGGCCUGAACCCCAUACUCCCCUGGUGCACGCUCCAGUCACAUGAUGGAUACUUGCUAGACUUGGAAGCACGUGGCCACAUCCGAUGACUGACGCCGAUCGAAGAAGAGCCGUCUUCACUGGUGCAGAUACCUGGAUGAGCCUUCGUGGGCGCUGGUGCAACACCUGAGCCCAACCAACAGGAAAUACGCACACCUCCCCUGCCAUUCUCCUCCCUCUGCUGCAUCGAUGCUGUUGCCUCCCUCACUGAUGAUGUCAUCGGCUCCGUGUCGCUCAGCAUCCCAGCCCCGGUCAGCCGGCAGAGCCAUUUUGCCUUCAGGACCGUGGACCGAGCGCGCGUAGCGCCUAGACCCCUGUGACCCCCCCCGGCUCCCCUGGCCCCCCCCCCCACUGCAAGGCCGCUCGGCACCGGGCCCUGCGGCGCGUCCGGAUACACCCUCUCCGGCUGCCUCGGGACGAGGACCACCGGAGGCUGCCAGCCGAGGGUCGAGCGCAGGAGCGGCGAGAGACGCCGGAGAGGAGUCGGAACCCACGGAGAGGUCCUGCGAUCGUCCCGCGCCACGGAAACGUGACACCAGAAGGUCCUAAGCACCUCGCUCGCAGCAGCCCGCCCCGCCCCACCCCGGGCCCACCCUGCACCGACCCACACCAUGGCGGGCGCCUCAGUGAAGGUGGCGGUGCGCGUGCGCCCCUUCAAUUCGCGGGAGAUGGGGAAGGAGAGCAAGUGCAUCAUCCAGAUGUCGGGCAACACCACGACCAUCAUCAACCCCAAGCAGCCCAAAGAGACGAAGAGCUUCAAUUUUGACUUCUCCUACUGGUCUCACACCUCGCCAGAGGACACCAACUAUGCGUCUCAGCAGCAGGUGUACCGGGACAUUGGAGAAGAGAUGCUGCUGCAUGCCUUUGAAGGCUACAAUGUUUGCAUCUUUGCCUAUGGCCAAACAGGUGCUGGGAAGUCCUACACCAUGAUGGGAAAGCAGGAGCCCGGGCAGCAAGGCAUCAUACCACAGUUGUGUGAAGACCUCUUCACCAAGAUCAACGACAAUGAUGACAACAGCAUGUCCUACUCUGUAGAGGUCAGCUACAUGGAGAUCUACUGUGAGCGAGUGCGAGACCUUCUGAAUCCCAAGAACAAAGGCAACUUGCGUGUGCGGGAGCACCCCCUCAUGGGGCCCUACGUGGAGGACCUGUCCAAGCUGGCCGUUACCUCCUACAAUGAUAUCCAAGACCUGAUGGACUCUGGAAACAAGGCCAGGACGGUGGCGGCCACCAACAUGAACGAGACCAGCAGCCGCUCGCACGCCGUCUUCAACAUCAUCUUCACCCAGAAGAGGCACGACGCUGACACGGACAACACCAGCGAGAAGGUCAGUAAAAUCAGCCUGGUGGACCUGGCUGGGAGCGAAAGGGCUGAUUCCACAGGAGCCAAAGGAACCAGGCUGAAGGAAGGAGCAAAUAUAAACAAAUCGCUGACGACGCUCGGGAAGGUCAUCUCUGCCCUGGCUGAAGUGGACUCCGGACCAAACAAGAACAAAAAGAAGAAGAAGGUGGAGAGCUUCAUUCCCUACAGAGACUCGGUGCUCACCUGGCUGCUGAGGGAAAACCUGGGGGGCAACUCUCGCACUGCCAUGGUGGCAGCCCUCAGCCCCGCGGACAUCAACUACGACGAAACCCUCAGCACGCUCAGGUAUGCUGACCGGGCCAAGCAGAUCCGCUGCAAUGCUGUCAUCAACGAGGACCCCAACAACCGGCUGGUGCGCGAGCUCAAGGAGGAGGUGUCCCGGCUCAAGGAGCUGCUGUAUGCUCAAGGCCUUGGGGACAUCAUUGAGACGUAUCGCGGUCCUGGGUCCGAGAUCGGUGAUAUGAAACACUUACCUGAUUACAAGAACCAAAUCAAUAGUCUCCCGGCUGUCAGUCAAAGGGGUCAUCUCUCCACAGUGACAAACGCCAUGACGGGGAUGAGUCCAUCCCCCUCUCUUUCCGCCCUGUCCAGCCGUGCUGGGUCCAUCAGCAACCUGCAUGACCGCAUCAUGUUCAGCCCGGCUAGCGAGGAGGCCAUCGAGCGACUCAAGGAAACGGAGAAAAUCAUUGCAGAGCUCAAUGAAACUUGGGAAGAGAAGCUACGUCGGACAGAGGCCAUUCGCAUGGAGCGAGAGGCAUUGCUUGCAGAGAUGGGCGUGGCCAUGCGAGAAGAUGGAGGCACUUUAGGGGUCUUUUCACCCAAGAAGACUCCUCACCUUGUAAACCUCAAUGAGGAUCCCUUGAUGUCCGAGUGUUUGCUCUACUAUAUUAAAGAUGGCAUAACCAGGGUGGGCCGGGAGGACGCCAGCAGCCGACAGGACAUUGUUCUCAGCGGCCACUUCAUCAAAGAUGAGCACUGCACGUUCACUAGCACUGCUGGAGCCACGGGUGAAGUAACUGUCAUUCUCGAACCCUGUGAGGGGGCAGAGACUUACGUUAACGGAAAGAGGGUUACUGAGCCAACUGUCCUCCGGUCUGGGAAUCGCAUCAUCCUGGGGAAGAGCCACGUGUUCCGGUUCAACCACCCGGAGCAAGCGAGACAGGAGCGGGAACGCACGCCGUGUGCCGAGACCCCCAUGGAGCCCGUGGACUGGGCUUUUGCUCAGAGGGAGCUACUGGAAAAGCAGGGCAUCGACAUGAAAGUGGAGAUGGAGCAGAGGCUGCAGGAGCUUGAAGACCAGUAUCGUAAGGAGAGAGAAGAGGCCAACAACCUCUUAGAACAGCAGAGACUGGAUUAUGAGAGCAAGCUUGAAGCCCUACAGAAGCAGGUGGACUCCCGGUAUUAUCCAGAAACCACAGAGGAAGAGGAGGAGCCAGAAGAGGAAGUGCAAUGGACGGAGAGGGAGAUGGAACUGGCGCUCUGGGCUUUCCGCAAAUGGAGGUGGUACCAGUUCACCUCCUUGAGGGACCUGCUGUGGGGAAAUGCCAUCUUCCUGAAGGAGGCCAACGCCAUCAGCGUGGAGCUGAAAAAGAAGGUCCAGUUCCAGUUUGUCCUGCUCACCGAUACGCUAUAUUCACCCCUGCCACCUGACCUGUUGCCCCCGGAAGCGGUCAAAGACAGGGAGAAACGGCCCUUCCCCCGCACCAUUGUGGCAGUGGAGGUGCAGGACCAGAAGAAUGGUGCCAUUCACUACUGGACCCUGGAGAAGCUCAGGCAGAGGCUGGAGCUGAUGCGAGAGAUGUACGACCGAGCGGCCGAGGUCCCCAGCAGUGCCAUUGAGGACUGCGACAAUGUGCUGACCGGCGGCGACCCGUUCUACGACCGCUUCCCCUGGUUCCGCCUGGUGGGCAGCACCCCCAUUUUCAACACGUGCAUGAGCGAGCGCAUGACCGAUCUCACCCCCUCCCCCACCUUCUCCGACCCCGACUCUGACAUUACUGAGCUCGCCGACGAGCGGCAUGACGGGAAGGUGGUGGCGGAGGUGGAGGGGGAGGAGGCGCAGUUGGAGGAGUUGGAGGACCUGGACGAUGAGAUCUUUUUGGACGACCCGUGCUCGGAGCUGGGGGGAGAUGAGGGCGAGUGUUGCCCGGGCUCCAGCGAAGGCCAGGACCCCUUUUACGACCGCUCGCCUCUAUUCAGUGUAGUGGGAAGAGCCUUUGUGUAUCUCAGCAACCUGCUCUACCCUGUGCCCCUGGUGCACCGGGUCGCCAUCGUGAGCGAGAAGGGGGAUGUUAAGGGCUUCCUGAGGGUCGCAGUUCAAGCAAUCUCAGCUGACGAAGAGGCCCCUGACUAUGGCUCUGGGGUAAGGCAGUCUGGCACUGCUAAGAUCUCCUUUGAAGACCAGCAGUUUGAGAAGUUCCAGACAGAGUCCUGCCCUUUGGGCCUGUCUCGCUCAGGAACAUCUCAGGAAGAGCUGCGCAUUGUGGAAGGACAAGGGCAAAGCACGGAUUUUGGCCCAUCUGCAGACGAGGUCAACAACAACACAUGUACAGCCAACGAAGAGGAGCUGGACAGCCCUGUGAAGGCCAUCCAGGAUGGUCCAGUGGAUGGCUUUCUAGACCACCUGCGGAUUGGCAGCAUUUUCACCUUCAGAGUCACGGUCCUGCAGGCCUCCAGCAUCUCUGCGGAGUAUGCUGAUAUCUUCUGCCAGUUCAAUUUCAUCCACCGGCAUGACGAGGCUUUUUCAACGGAACCCUUGAAGAAUACAGGUCGUGGGCCUCCUCUGGGCUUCUACCACGUACAAAAUAUUGCAGUUGAGGUGACAAAAUCAUUUGUGGAGUACAUUAAAACCCAGCCCAUCGUUUUCGAAGUCUUCGGUCAUUACCAGAAACAGCCAUUCCCACCCCAGUGUAAAGACCUCAUGAGUCCACUGCGGCCAGCGCGGCGGCAGUUUCCGAGGGUCAUGCCAUUGUCCAAACCAGCGGCUGACACGGAUGCCCUCUCCGAUCGUGAGAAGACUAUGGAGCUGAUCCGCUUCCUGGUCCCGGAUGUGCUCAACGGGCCGCUGAUGGACUCGCUCUCGGGCCACGCCCUGUCUGCUGCAGGCUUGGCCGCCUCCUUCCUCCUGGAGGGGGAGGAGCCCCACGCCCUGCCUUCUCUCCCCGCCUCUGUCUGUGCUGUUAUCAAAGCGCAGAAGCCGGUGCCCGCAACCAAGCUGAGCACUCUGACGCGGCCCACAGCGGGGCCCUGCCACUGCAAGUACGACGUGAUGGUCUUCUUCGAGAUCUGCGAGCUGGAGGCCAACGGAGACUACAUCCCCGCUAUGGUGGAUCACAGAGGGGGCAUGCCCUGCCACGGCACCUUCAUGCUUCACCAGGGCAUUCAGAGGAGGAUCACGGUGACCAUUGUUCAUGAGACAGGCAGAGACAUUGAGUGGAAGGAGGUCAGGGAGCUGGUUGUGGGACGUAUCCGCAACACUCCCGAGGCAGACGAGACCAUCAUUGACCCCAAUAUAUUGUCCCUCAACAUCUUGUCCUCGGGGUAUAUAAGGCCAUCACAGGACGACAGACAGUUUCUUGAUUCGGACAUACCUAGGACAUUCUACCGAUUCGAGGCAGCCUGGGACAGCUCCAUGCACAACUCCCUGCUGCUGAACCGCGUCACCCCCUACGGGGAGAAAAUUUACAUGACCCUCUCCGCCUACCUUGAGAUGGAGAGUUGCACCCAACCGGCCGUGAUAACCAAAGACUUCUGCAUGGUAUUUUAUUCCCGAGAUGCCAGGCUUCCCGCCUCGCGCUCAAUCCGCAGCCUCUUCGGCAGCGUCAGUCUCAAGGCGUCUGAGAGUAAUCGGGUUACUGGAGUGUACGAGCUCAGCUUGUGCCACCUGGCUGAUGCUGGAAGUCCAGGAAUGCAACGGAGGCGCAGGAGGGUUCUGGACACCUCCGUGGCGUAUGUCCGUGGAGAGGAGAACCUAGCGGGGUGGAGGCCUCGCAGUGACAGCCUCAUUCUGGACCAUCAGUGGGAGCUGGAGAAGCUGAGCCUGCUGCAGGAGGUGGAGAAGACCCGGCACUACCUGCUCCUGAGGGAGAAGCUGGAGUCCACGCUCCUUCUGGGCCAGGAGUCGCUGUCUUCCUGCGGCAGCGAUGACCUCAGCGACUCCUCACAGUCCUCAUCCGACAGCAGUUCCUCCUCAGGUUCCGCCGAGGCCCCCGACAUCCCCAGCGAGAGGCAGCGAGAGCUGGCCGCCAAGUGCCUGCGGCUUCUCACGCACACCUUCAACAGGGACUACAGCCCGGUGUGUGUCAGCGCCAGCGAGAGCAAGCUGUCGGAGAUGUCUGUGACGUUACUCAGAGAUUCCUCUGCCUCCGGGCUGAGUUCCCUGACCCCGUCAUCCACCUGUCCAUCGCUGGUCGAGGGUCACUACGGCAACGCUGAGCCGAGGACCCCAGAACUGCACUCUCGCUCCCUCACCCCUGAGUUCGACCCCCUCCUGGAGGGAGAGUUAAAUACCCCCCCUGGCAACGGCCUCGACACAAAGCCCAGGGUCCGAAACUUUGUCCCUGACAUCCAGGAGAUCCGAGUCAGCCCCAUCGUGUCCAAGAAGGGGUACCUGAACUUCCUGGAGCCCCACACCAAUGGCUGGGUGAAGCGCUACGUGGUGGUGCGCCGGCCCUACGUCUACAUCUACAACAGCGAGAAGGACAGUGUUGAGAGAGCCAUCCUGAACCUCUCCUCCGCCCAGGUGGAGUACAGCGAGGACCAGCAGGCCAUGCUGAAGACCCCCAACACCUUUGCCGUGUGCACUGAGCAUCGUGGGAUACUGCUCCAAGCCGGCAACGAUAAAGAGAUGCACGACUGGCUGUACGCAUUUAACCCUCUUCUUGCCGGAUCAAUCAGAUCCAAACUGUCGCGGAGAAGAGCCGGACAAAUGAGGAUGUGAGAAGACUGCUCCUGCUUGUCCCCCAACGGGUUUUCUGGAAGAACCAGACGGCACAGGAAACAAAGACUAACCGUGUAUAUAGAUCACCUGACCUAACACCCCAUUGUCAUGCUGAUUCGGCAACCACCUCCUCGAACCCUCCCGACCCCCAUACCCCGUAACCUGCCUGCUCCUGCACAUGCUCAGUUGGUUGUGAUCAAAACAAGACUCGGUGCAAGGCCCCCUCAUCUUCGCUCUGUGUUGACGUUGUCAGCGAUGGGCCCGUCGCCUAAACGUCGUGUACCAGUGAGGGCCCGACUUUAACGGCAUGUUCCGAGUAAAGGGAACGAAGGCUGAAGGGAAGGAUGGUGUCUGUACCGGACGGGAUCUCACAGAACACCUUUUGAUGAUCACUAUAAUACCAAUGAGAUGUUUGCUUUGCCCAUACAUGGGAAAUUUCAGCCCAGUACCACAAACAGUAUAUGAAUUUGACAGAUUCUAGAAUAAUCUCUUGGCUUUGGAGAAAAAAAUGGAUCGCCCCUUGACCGGUAUAUCCGCUACCUUAGAGGGUCGACGCGGACGUCCGGUCGGUUUCAACCGCAGGGCGCUCUCUCUUUGUUAGAAUGCACAACUGCAUGGGAGCUUUGGGGGAUGAGAAGUGGGCGAACCCUGAGCAUUUCGUCUUGAAUUCCACCAGGUCUCCCUGAUCCCUGCAAAGCAAAGAGUCACAUUUUACGGGUCGUACUAGUACUUCGUACUCUUUUUCCAGGUUCAACUCGCCCAAACGCAAGGAUCCGUGUCUGGUUUUCGACAUAUAAUAGCGUCCCAUCAUAUUUUCAGUGGUAUUGAUUAGGACGGCUCCUUUAACACAAAAUAUAGCCCCAGUAAAGUACUGUAAUGUGGCCGAAGCGCUCAAAACAAAUACCGUACAAUCCCUCUCUGUUUCGCGUUACGUCUCUAAACCCUGUUUUAAUAUAUUUAUUUAACCACACGGUUGUUUAUGUAAGCUUUUAUUUAUUGACAAAAAUUAUUUAUAUUUCUGUUGAACUACUCAACGGUUUCUGCAUAUAGCACUUUCUAUUGUGUGUCUCCUCAAUAUAAUUUAACCAAAAAAAGCUAGAAUUCGUCUCUUAGUUCAAGACAUUUGGGCUGCUGUGUUGAGUACACGAACGAAAAGCAUUCUAGCUCCUGUCUUAUCGAAUGUAUCUGAAGUUGCCUCUUCUGUGUCGCUACGGGCCCGUAGUCCCAUAAUACUCCCAUAAAUAACUUUGAAUGUGAGCCGGAGAUCGAAACAUGGAUACGUGAUGAAUCAAAUCGGUCACAUAAAUGUUUUAUUCUGCUAGAUUUGUCAUUUUUGACAGGUUUAAACCUGGUGUAAAUACUGACAAUUUGGACCCAAACUUUUAAACAUCUCCGAAUAUCUUUUACUCACAAAUCACUGGCAUUGCGUGGAGCAACAUCCUUAAGCCUCCUUUAUCACGGAAAAAUGAACAGGGUGUCACGUUGGUAAAACCUGUGGGUAAAAGAGUGUCUGCGAGUUAAAUCCAUCGGCUAGCACUGUUUUCACCGCCAUGAAAGGUAGUUUUGUCACAAGCCUGUUACCUUCCUCUGCUUUUGUAAUGUCUGCUGCUUACCUGGGCUCUCCUGGACAGGGAAAUAUGCACUUUUUUGCUGUAAAAUUAGUGUAGUGUAAUGCACUGACUGUGCCUCUUGGAGUCUUUGAGUUGCAAAUGGCAUUUUAGCGUUUUCUUAAAGUGACUUGUAUAAAUUAUGAAUAUAGACGGCUACUGACUGGCGUUACGCUAGACGUGUCGCCUCGCCUACCGUACGCAUCCACGUUCCACUUCUGGGAAAGGACCGAGGAGGCCCCCGCCGUCUCGCGUCCGCCGUUCGGCUCCUUACGUAACGCCGUCGCACCUCGGGCCUCGGUUUUCCAUUCCGUCACGUUCCGACUCGGGGUCACGCUCGGCUCUGAUUGCCAUCUAGUUUUAAUGCCUCUGUAUAGUCUUUCUUCGACAGCGUCCGAAAGCGUCCGCCUCCGGGAGGGGUUUCUUCCCACGUCCCGAAGUCCCUCGACAUCCAUACGUGUACCGCAAGGUGGCCAAAGGUCGCGAAGGGCAGACCGGCAGUUAAAAAUAAAUAUGGCGAAGGACCGGCAUCAUCACGCAUCUUAACAUUUCGGAUAUCCCGAGGGCCCCACUGCACCCGUGCCCUUGGUCAGCCAGCUGCUGCGGCACGUCUCGCAGAUUCCUUCCUGUGUGUUGCCACGGCGAUGUUUGAAACAGUCUCACGGGAUCUCCCAGCAUGCCUUAGGCCAGCCAACCUAUAGAGCAUGCGCACAUAGAUACUGAUCACCGACCACCGACCUGUUCCCUCGGGGUAUCCCAAACGCAGAGGAUGAAGGCGUGCUUAUGUGGGCCGGCUCCAUCGGUAACCCAGCUCGGACUCCCUGGACGCGCAUCGGUCGGGUCCUGGGUACGAGUGCUGGUUACCAUCUAUGCACAGCAGUAACUCCAGUUUUUUCCAGUGAAAAGGUGAUUCUCCACAGUGCUUGGGCAUUAGCAGUAGUGCCUUGGUGUACACACGUACGUCCCUGUAUAGCUGUAUUUAAUAACACCCGGUGGGGGUUUCUGUGUGUACGCAAACGCAACCAGGAGGGUUUAUAACUGGGCAGUGUGAGGCUCUCUGUCUCAGAGCUGCCCAUUCAGCUGCGUGGGUUGGGACCCUCUUUUGGCCACCGUAUUUUUACAUUUCGCAGAUUUUUCAUCUUUUCUUUAAAGCCUUAUGGUGCCUAACAAGAGAAUACACCGAAACUUCAAUUCUCCGUUUCUGCUGUCUGCGAGCAUGUGCACGGAACCGUGCGGACGUGCUGACGUGGACGUUAAAGUGAGCUUUGUUGCGAUCGCCUGGGUAGAACUCAAGUGGACCCCCCCCACCACCACCACCACCGUAGGUACUUGACCGGUGGCGUGAGGUGCGACGGUCCGUAUUCUUCAGACGUUCCGGUUUCCAGCCAGUAGCCGAUCUAGUUUAGAACUACUGUGGAGUGUUUGAUGGCACUUAAAUUAUGAUUGUAAUACUCAAACGUCGCGUACAUCCUAUGUAUCAAGACAAACGAGCAUCCUGAACACCGAAACUGUCCUGUUCCACCGCCGUCUGUCUGGAAUCGAAGGAUCUGUUUCAUUCCUCUCCUUUGCAACGGAAUUUAAUUUACGGAGGCGUCACUUACGGCCUGCUUUGGCUGGGGAUGCGGUUCCAGGGCUAUCGAUGGGUUCGAUAUUGAUAUGUGCUUCUGAGUGGCACGGCUGCACCGAAUGACAGCGGCUGCAUCAUGGGAACGUUAAGAAAAAAAAAAAAAAAAACGCAUCGCGCUGGUUUGGGGUCUGUGGUUCUGUGAGAGGUGUCCUGGUGUCAGAUCGCUUCGGGGGCCAUUGCAGACGCCACUCUCUGCUCUCCGCUCCCCCCCACCCCGACCUUCCCGAUGCGUUCCAAUAGAUGUUCUCGAGGCAGCACUUUCAAAACGAUCCCUCUCGUUUUGCAUUUAUUUCUGUGCCUCUACGUGUCCUAUUAACCCCCCACCUGCCAGCCCCAUCCCGAGGGUCCUUUCUGCUUUAGCUCUGUAAACUAAAUGCAUCAUCAUCAUCAUCAUCAUCAUCAUCAUCAUCUUUAAAACACUUUCUCAUGUUCUUUUUUAUUUUGCUCUGUAUAUAAAUAUGAUUGCUGUGGAUUGUGUAUUAUACCGCUGUAACCCGUUUGUACCAUCCUAAAUGGGCAGUAGUUUAAUCAAUGUCUCAGACUAUUUUGAGUGUUGGAGUUAAGAGUCUUCAAAUGUUGUGUACACUUAACACAUCGUCGGAAAUUAAAUAAAUGUGAAAAUUACG